GAAACGAAACUGAUCUGAGUCUCUCUGUCGUCUGUCUGUGUGAGAGUGAACAACCGUCCAAAUGGCUCAACAGGGAGUUCUGCUGGACCAGGACCAGUUCUGUUGUUCUGUCUGUCUGGAUCUACUGAAGGAGCCGGUCACUAUUCCCUGUGGACACAGUUACUGUAGGAGCUGUAUUGAGGGCUGCUGGGAUCAGGAUGUUCUGAAAGGGGUCUAUAGCUGUCCUCAGUGCAGAGAGACUUUCACUCCAAGGCCUAAUCUGAGGAAAAAUAACAUGUUGGCUGAGCUGGUGGAGAAACUGAGGAAGACAGGACUCCAGGCUGCUCCCCCUCCUGCUCUGUGCUAUGCUGGACCUGGAGAUGUGGCGUGUGAUUUCUGCACUGGGACCAGAAAGCAGAAAGCCCUCAUGUCCUGUCUGGUGUGUCUGGCCUCUUACUGUGAGACUCACCUCCAACCUCACUAUGAAUCUCCUGCUUUGAAGAAGCACAAGCUGGUCAAAGCCACCGCACAACUACAGGAGAAGAUCUGCUCUCAUCAUGACAAACUGCUGGAGGUUUACUGUCGUACCGAUCAGCAGUGUAUCUGUUAUCUGUGUACAAUGGAUGAACAUAAAGGCCAUGAUACAGUGUCAGCUGCAGCAGAGAGGACUGAGAAACAGAGGCAGCUGGGGAUGAGUCAGCAGAAGGUCCAGCAGAGAUUCCAGGAGAGAGAGAAGGAGCUGAAGGAGCUCCAACAGGCUGUGGAGUCUCUCAAGCGCUCUGCACAGUCAGCAGUGGAGGACAGUGAUCAGAUCUUUACUGAGCUGAUCCGCUCCAUUGAGAGAAGGAGCUCUGAGGUGAAGGAGCUGAUCAGAGCCCAAGAGAAGGCUCAAGUGAGUCAAGCUGAAGGACUCCUGGAGCAACUGAAGCAGGAGAUAGCUGAGCUGAGGAAGAGAAGCACUGAGCUGGAGCAGCUCUCACACACAGAGGAUCACAUCCAUUUCCUCCAGAUUCCUGUCAGCUCACACUGGACCCAAACACAGCAGGCACACACCUCUCUCUGUCUGAAGGGAACAGAAAGUAUCAUUGAUCAGCUUGUUGGCUCGGUCCUAAUUGAUGUGUUCUCUGUCACCUGGAGCUGCAUGGAAAAUGGUCCAGGAACUAAAGGACAAUUCAGGACUAGUCAGCCCACUACAAGCUGGUAUCACUUACUUUCUACUAAACUAUAUGGUCUGGUUUCCCAGACACAGAUUAAUCCUAGUCCUGGACUAAACAGUAUGUUCAAUGUAGAUGUCCAGGAAACCGGCCCUAAAUGUGUCAUCUUUCAUCCUCCCAUACUGCUCAGUCCAGCAACAUUAAACCUGUCCAGCAGGUGGUGCUGUUGACCAAACAAUAAAACCAGCAGAUAUCUUGACUUGCCACUCAGUAUAUCAGUAAUGUUCAGAAUAGUACUUUAAUAUCAUUGGAGAUUGAUGGUCUUUUUAAUCCACUAUCCAGAGUCAGGAACAGAUGAAGUUAGGUCUGCUACUGUUCAGUGAUUAAAUAUGAUUUAUGGUGAUGGGAAAUAAUAAAAAACACUCAACUUCA
Oncorhynchus tshawytscha (Chinook salmon) is the source of this 1565-nucleotide messenger RNA. RefSeq names its product E3 ubiquitin/ISG15 ligase TRIM25-like. NCBI's taxonomy places the organism in Eukaryota, Metazoa, Chordata, Actinopteri, Salmoniformes, Salmonidae. The transcript is spliced from 5 exons. Bases 62 to 1363 code for a protein of 433 amino acids. Gene Ontology annotation, molecular function: zinc ion binding. The record is from RefSeq and is a predicted model, not a curated record.